AUCCAAAUAUCAGAAAAUUGUACCAGUGAGAGUAGGCAAGAAUCUCAUUCAGCAAUUCGGAGAAAAUGGGUUAUCAGUUGCUCUUAAUAGUUGCAGUGUUCACUGUCAUAGCAGCUGGAGAGGGAAACAUCAAUGGAGGUGAUGUAUGCAACUCCAAUGAUCUGAAAGGGCUAACCAGCUUCAAGGUUGGAAUUCAAAUUGACACAUCCGAGCGUUUAGCCAAGUGGGUUGGGCAAAGUUGUUGCAGCUGGGAAGGCAUUUCUUGUGAUAAUAUGACUGGUAGAGUGACUGAAAUUCAUCUUCCAGGAUUCAUCUCCACGGAUGAUUUUGUCUUUCAGUCGCGGAUGGAAGGCUCGCUGUCUCCUUCAUUAACACUUCUCACCUCUCUUGAAGUCCUUGAUCUUGGAGGACUCAUCGGUCUUGCCGGAACAAUCCCAACAUCUAUUGGUUUUCGCCUUCGAAAACUCCGGAAACUCCAUCUCUAUGGCAACAAGUUAAGUGGCCCAGUCCCCGAAAACAUUGGGAAUCUUUCGAAACUUGAAGAACUUCACUUACACGAAAAUGGAUUAUCUGGAGCCAUUCCUUCAAGUCUGGGCAAUCUACAAAAUCUAAAUGAGCUGUUUCUGUAUUCAAAUCAAUUCACUGGUAAGAUACCGGAUUCAUUCGUUAACUUGACGAAUCUGGUACGUUUGGAUCUUCAUAGCAAUAAUUUCUAUGACCACAUACCAGAAAAGAUUGGUGAAUUACAGAUGUUGGAAGAACUUGAUUUCUCAAGCAAUCUCUUAGGAGGAAAAAUUCCAACUUCAGUGAAUAAUCUAUCUGUUAUUUCAGUCCUCUACUUGGAUGAUAACUAUCUUGAAGGGGCAAUUCCAUUUCCAUCUAGCCAUGGCCUAAUGCGUUCCCUCAGCUUCUUAAGACUGAAUAAUAACAACCUUACAGGACGGAUACCACCGAAUUUCGGGUCUCUUGUAUCCCUCCAGAGAGUCUCCCUGGAGAAUAACAAGCUUCAGGGAGCGAUUCCAGCUAGUUUGGGUUACCUACAAGAUUUGACAGAGUUAUAUCUUUAUGGAAACCAGCUUUCUGGCCACAUACCAAAAUCAAUUGGUCAACUCUCUAGACUCUUGAUCUUUAGUAUUUCUCAUAACUUGAUUAAUAGGCCACUGCCUAGCAAGAUGUCUUCCCUGCAAAAUCUUCAAACAAUUGAUCUAUCGUUUAACCCUUUAAACCUCUCUUCAAUCCCAAGAUGGUUAGCAGAAUUGCCAUCUCUUUCCCGAAUACUCUUGGCAGGAGUUGGAAUCGAGGGAAAAAUUCCAGAGUUCUUAAGAAAUACUGCAAGUCCAAUACAGGAACUGGAUUUAUCAGCUAACCAUCUGACGGGAAGCAUACCGGCAUGGCUUGGAAGCCUCACUCAGCUCUACUCUGUGAAUCUCUCAUGGAAUUCACUUGUUUCAGAGAUCCCCAAUACAAUUACUAACUUACAGGACUUGGGUGUACUUGAUCUCCACUCGAAUAAGCUAACCGGUCCAAUAAGUCAGGUUUUUGAGAUAGGGCAAAGGUUUUCUGGUGGUUCACUGACAUACAUAGAUCUCUCAGACAACAGCUUUUCAAGUGGAAUAGAGAUGAUGGGUGAAGGACAAAUUGGGAUUCAGUUUCUCAACUUAUCACAUAAUUUUCUCAAAGGGCGGUUACCCAUUUCCAUAGGGAGAUUGAGAUCACUGAGAGAUCUAGAUUUGAGCCACAAUAAAUUAGGUUUUGAGUUGCCCAACACUCUUGCAAAUGAAAGCUUAUUAGAGACACUGAAGCUGCAGAAAAACCAGUUUAGUGGAAAAAUACCGCGCGAAUUUUUGAAUUUGAGAAAGUUGAAGGAAUUGGAUUUAUCAGACAAUCUUUUGGUGGGGGAAAUUCCUGCAGGCACUCCACUGAGUAACUUUCCUGAAAGCUCCUACUCUGGCAACAGAGGUUUAUGCGGCAGGCCCCUUUCUCCCUGUAAAGCUAAAGCUUUAGUAAAAUCCGUUGUCCCCACAAAUUGAUGUAUUACCUUCUCAAGUUAUAGCCUUUAUCUUAGGACGACCUGUUCUUCAUUCUUCUUCAUAUCCUGAUAUCACAACUGUAUUACAUGUAACCGUUUUGCAAAUCAUUUGAUCCGACCAAUCUUCUUAGUA
Messenger RNA from Mangifera indica (mango), 2162 nucleotides. Its product is annotated as probable leucine-rich repeat receptor-like protein kinase At1g35710. Gene Ontology annotation, cellular component: plasma membrane. Gene Ontology annotation, molecular function: protein binding. The record is from RefSeq and is a predicted model, not a curated record. Bases 66 to 2030 code for a protein of 654 amino acids. Lineage: Eukaryota; Viridiplantae; Streptophyta; Magnoliopsida; Sapindales; Anacardiaceae. The transcript has a single exon.